Molecule: messenger RNA, 4974 nt
Organism: Lizanozyma spartinae
Lineage: Eukaryota; Fungi; Ascomycota; Pichiomycetes; Serinales; Debaryomycetaceae
Gene: MDS3
Product: Mds3p
Exons: 1
Coding region: 1-4974 (1657 amino acids)
Biological process (GO): cell redox homeostasis
Cellular component (GO): cytosol; mitochondrion
Molecular function (GO): protein binding
Source: RefSeq, a predicted model, not a curated record
AUGUCUACGUUGGUUCCAGCAGCAAGUACAUGUUUCCCAUUGACAUUGCCUCGAGCAGAAAAGGAUGAUCGAUUCAAUUUAAACGUUCGGACAGGUUCAGCAUCAACGCUUUACAAUUCGUUUGUGUUUACAUUUGGUGGGUUAACCAUUGGAUUGGAAUUACCAGAACUCACAAUCAACGAGAUCUUUCUGACUUUCGAAUCCAAAGUAGGUAAUGCCAAAUCUCGGUCAUUGGCCACGUAUUUAUCUGGAGAGUUCUUUUAUCUCAGCAUUCUAGAACGUUCUUGGACAAGACUAGAAUUUGAUCAUUCCAAGGGGUUCCUCCCCAGGCCUGUACCACGGGCAUUCCAUGAGAUAUGUGCUGUAAACAAUUAUGUCUAUGUGUUUGGGGGGUUACGUAUCAAAGAGGCUCAUAAAGAUCGGAAACUAGUUGAAAAUUUGGUACCUUCAAAUGACUUGUGGGAGUUCAAUUUGGCAACAACCAAAUGGACAUGUUUGCAUGAUGGUUCUGGCUGGGAUACAGAUGCUUCUAUUCCUAAACCAAGAUUCUGUCCCAAAAUGACCAUAGUAAACAACUUAUCCUUUGUCAACAAGAAGGGCCACAUGGGGAUCUUCAUUGCUGGUGGUAAAGAUACCAAUUCGGAGUACAUUUAUGAUAAUGCUAUUUUUGAUUUGGUGGAGAAGAAAUAUGUUGUGAGUAACUCUGGUGGAUCGUUCUAUUUGAAGGCCACUUCCGGUAAUGAAGAAAAGGAUGAACGGGUCGGGUUAAACCAAGUGGUAUCAACUAAUGGUCAAAAGUAUAUUAGUGUGGAUUAUACAGAUUCGGUUAUCGUGAGUUAUGACCAUACUGUUGAUCCUAACGUAUUCCGUUCUUCCCUAAAUCAUGCGGCUGGUAAUAUUCGUGGUGGCCGUGAUCCAAGAGCUGGCUCUCAGGAUGCAGCCUCUUCCCUUCAUGAAGAAUCUAUUAUUAUCUAUACCCCCACAAAGAAUUCUAAUCCUCGACUUGAGAAAGGUGGUGGUGAUGACAAUAUGUCAUAUCAAUCCAGUUUUAAGGAACCCAAAAACUAUAAAAGUGCUCCGGUGAACCCUUUGGUCUCGUUCAAAUUGGGUAAGACCAUGAAGAAUGGGAAACCUCUACCAUUACACAUGAAGCGCAGUAAUUUCAAUAGAAUAGGAAUGGUGGUUCCCUUCAACUUACGAUACCCAACCGGUGGGCUAUUUGGUCAAAAUCUUGUAAUUGUGGGGUUCCUCCCCAAUGACUUAGACAUCUCGGUGUUUGUCUAUAACAUUCCUACUGGGAAAUGGUCAAGAUUAAAUGUCUUUUGUAAUCAUGAUUAUGGAUCUCAUAGAUUCUGGGGGGGGUUCGUUUGGGAAUCUCACCAUAAAGUGGUUCUUAUAGGGAAUCAACAUACCUCAAGAACAACAUCAUCAAUAAGGUAUUUCACUACGAUGAUCACCAUUAGUUUACCGAUUACUAACCUUUUGGCAAGUUGGGAAUUGGCCAAUGACUACUUUACAAGCUCAUCUGUCGAAGCUGUGGCUAUUUCAAAUGGGUUACAGAUCCCAACUUCCUCCAUCUCUACAAGCUCCACAACUUCAACAUCAUCUUCAGAUGAUGAUGGUGAUUAUAGUAAUGAGUUGUUGAGCGAUACUGAGGACUCUGAUGAUGAUGCCAAUAUUAUUCAUGAACCUUCAACAUCACAAAUUAGGCCUUCAAGAAGACUCUCCACUCAAAUCGAUAACGCUAAUAAAGGUGCUAAGAAUGCCAUUAGUUUUGCUGAUUAUAUUUAUUAUGCUGCACCCAAGGCAAAGUUCUCAACGAUUAGUUCUGUCUUCCCCCCGGCAGCUGUAACCUUAGGAAGAAAUGCCUUUGACAGGUACGGUGAUUUAAUAUCUGAUUUUGAGUUUGUUUCGGCAAAUGGUGAUAGAAUCCCGGUUUCUACUCAUGUUUUAAUCGAACGGUGGGGUUCAUACUUUGUUAAUUUGUUGGCUCGUGGGUACAUUAAAGCUGUUUGUAAAUUCCAGCAGGAUUCGCUCAACUCCUCACCAGCAGGCAAUAACAAUAAUAUAAGAACUUCCAAUGCAUCAUCAUUAUCAUUGUCCCAACUUGCACCUGGACAGAAAAGUGGUAAGCAGCUGUUGUCGGCUUCACUGUCUUUAAGUCAAUCAUCUCAAUCUGAUUCUCACCAAUCACGGCAUUUGAGUCCUGAACCAUUCAAUGUUGCACCUCCGGGUCCACAAGGUUCACCGGCGAAGGAAAUUCCUCAAUUUAGAUUACCGUUCCAAGACUCGGAUCUGAGGAAGCUGGAAGAAUCUUCAGCUCCAUCUUCAAGAUCACUGUUCCCCGGCGAAGCAUCAUCAACAAUAUCGAGCUCCAGGCUCCAUACUUUGUCUCAGUCUUCAGCCGUCGACCCACAUACAGUGGCGGCCAUAAGUCAUUCAGUAGAUCCAGGUCCAUUGGGUGGUACAUCAGGGUCUUCAAUGUUUAUGCCUGAAUUGAGUGACAUUCCUGCUCAGCUCCCAUUACCUAUGGAACCAAUUCCAAUGAUUCCAACUACUACAAGCUUCAAGAGUGCUUCCAGAAAGAACUCGUCAAGUGAUGUUGCUUCUCCAAGAAACUCGAUAAUUCAUACCCUAACAAGUUUGAGAAAUAUCCCUAUGCCGAAGUCCCCCAGGGAUUCACCGUUUAAUUCUCCUAGAGUGUCUAUUUCUGUCGACCCAGGUGAAAAUUUGGACCACCACACCACCACCGUACCACAAGCGACACCGCUUUCAGUCUUGUCGUCGACAUCCACGACGAAUACCGUCGACAGUGAUCUCUUAUUGGGAAGUGCACUGGGAAUCAGUGACGAAUCCCACGAUUCUCCCGGGAGCUUUCCUAGUAGUGGCCACCCGCCGCACACUGCAGACACUUUUACUUCUAAGCAAGAAAUGGAUCCAAGUUCUAUUUUGGACGCUAGUGCGAUGAUGGAUGAAAAUGGUUUGCUUAACUUUGAUAACUUGGAUCCACUUAGUUACAAAAUGGAAGCUUCAUUAAUCCCACGGAAGUUGUAUGUUCCCUUUUCCACCAAUACCAUUAAGGCAUUUUGUGAGUACCUAUACACGGGGCAAAUCGGAGAUAAGUGGCUUCUUAGUCCGACAUCAUUAGAUUGUUUAGCGCUCUCCAAGUUCUUCAAUGUUCCCUUGUUGUACAAUUUAAUCACCGAAACCUUAUUCGGUAUAAUUGGAAGAAAGGAAGGAGCAAAUCUAAGAAAAUGGAAGAAGUUCAAGAAGAAGUAUAUCAACUUUAUAAGCAAACAGGGGAUCCAACUUGACCCAGAAUAUACUUUUCCAUUUGAUGAAUUUGAAGGAUUUGUCGACACUGUUGAUGAUGGUUAUUUGGAUAUUGUUUUACUUAAGAAGUCUUCUAACUAUCAUAAAACCAGUCAUUCCAAAUGUCUGUUAUCAAGCGAGGCGUUGCUGCCUGGAAAGCUGCAGUCUAAUGUUGCAGCAGCUAAUGAAGGUGGAUCACUUGCUUUACCUGAUGGUAACACUGACUCUCCCUUGGACUCUACUGAAGCUGUACCUGAUCUUCAAGAAAAGGAGGAUGAUGACGAAGAGCUUGACGAGGAAUACAUUGAUGGAACAGAAAUGGAUCUCAUAGAGUCUGGUCUUGGGUACCUCGAUAACCAUGAUACAUCGUUUGUUAACCCCAAAUCAAGACCAACUCUGAGAAAGACUUCUCAUCAACAAGCUACCACAAUGUAUAAUGAAGAUGAAGAAGCAGAUUUCAAUUCUGACGAAAUGAAAAAACAAGAAGAUGAAUUGGAAUAUGCCAGGAAACAACUUUUGAACGUAACUUUGGCAGAACUAGUCUCGCCAAAGGCACCAAUUCCAAGUGAUUAUGCCAUUGGUUUGAUCUACGAAUCCGCAGCAUUGGUAACGGAUGUUAAACUCAUGCUAAGGGCUAUGAAUGCCAGACAAAUGAGUAAAAUGCUUCUUGAAGAAGAGACCAGGUUGAUGAAAGAAAUGGAGAGCAUACUUCGUAAGAAAGACCCUUCGUUAAAUGAUGAAGAAAUUUCAAAGACCAUUGCGGACGCCCUUUCAAAAGAUCGUAAGGGACAUAAGCAUGAAUCGGAUCAGAAAAAUGAAAUGCCAACUCAACCAUCACAGCCACAGCCACAGCCACAGCCCCAAUUGAAGCCGGUUCAUUCUCUGACAACUCUUAGCUCCAAAACAUCAUAUACGGGGAUAUUAGAACGUACUAAAUCGAAUCUUGAAGGACUGAAGUUGGAAAGAACAAAAUCAAAUAACAGUCUUAAGAGUAUUUUCUCUAUGACCCCCGUCAAGAAGACGAUUUUGGGUGAAGGGCUGAAUAUACUGAACUUGGGUAAUUCUCUUGCUAGCGGAUAUGGGUCGGCUAUAUAUUCACCCACGGGUAUUCCUGCUCAUUAUGCUUCUAGAGUUUCUAAUAAGAGUUCAGUUUCCUCUGCUUCAUCUGCUGGUAGCAAGGCAUCAAAACUGAAUGCUUCAGUCCACUCAUCAUCGAACACAACCACAUUGAACCCCAUCAAAUCGGCAUCUAAAUCUACGCUUACAACCUCGAAUCUGUCGUUGACGAUUAAUGUUAUCAACACAUCUCUGGUAUCGUCGCCUACAGUGUUGAAGUCAUCCUCUACCGUUGAAGGCUCGCCAGUGAACUCCAUCGAUACCUCCCGUGCACCACCACCUCCGACAAGAGAAAUCUCCAGGUCGAAAACGGAACCAUUUCCUUCCUCCCCAGCUACGGACAAUAAUGAUGAUAACCACAGUAUAGGCGGAGCUUCCACGAUUUCCAAUGCUACGUCUUCCACUGGAAUUCAUCUGCGGUUCUUCCACUUGCACAGGAAGGACAGUAAUAACAGUUUGGAAGCUACAAAGAAAGAUGACAAUGAUAGUGACGCCGAGAAGCACAGCUCUCGUAAGAAGUUUGGAAUCUUUGGUAGAAAGAAGUGA